AGUGCCGGUGCGCGCGAGGCAGGCAGGCAGGCAGGCGGGCGCUGGGAGUCUGUGCGAGGCGCCGGCACUGAGAACAAGUCCCUCCCUGGCCAGAAGCAGCCGCCGCUGCGGCUUUCCCCUGCCGAUCGCCGGACUCAGGUCCCUCAAUAUAAACCACCAUGGCUCAGAGAGAUGUCGAUAAGUAUCUUUAUGUGGACAAAAACCUCAUUAAUAACCCCCUGGCUCAGGCUGACUGGGCGGCCAAGAAGCUGGUAUGGGUCCCAUCAGAGAAGAACGGGUUCGAGGCAGCCAGCAUUAAGGAGGAAGCAGGUGAUGAGGCCGUAGUGGAGCUGGCUGAGAAUGGGAAGAAAAUAAAAGUAAACAAGGAUGACAUCCAGAAAAUGAACCCACCAAAGUUCUCCAAAGUGGAAGAUAUGGCAGAGCUGACUUGCCUGAAUGAGGCCUCUGUACUGCACAACUUGAAGGAGAGAUACUACUCAGGGCUCAUCUAUACCUACUCAGGCCUGUUUUGUGUGGUUAUAAAUCCCUACAAGAACCUGCCUAUAUACUCAGAAGAGAUUGUGGAUAUGUACAAAGGCAAAAAGCGGCAUGAGAUGCCCCCUCAUAUCUAUGCUAUCACAGACACUGCCUACAGGAGUAUGAUGCAAGAUCGAGAGGAUCAGUCCAUUCUCUGCACAGGUGAAUCAGGAGCUGGUAAAACAGAGAACACCAAGAAGGUUAUUCAGUAUCUGGCUCAUGUUGCUUCCUCACACAAGUCUAAAAAAGACCAGGGAGAACUUGAAAGGCAAUUGCUUCAGGCUAACCCCAUCUUGGAGGCUUUUGGAAACGCCAAGACAGUGAAGAAUGACAACUCCUCAAGAUUUGGAAAGUUCAUUAGAAUCAACUUUGAUGUCAAUGGCUACAUUGUCGGAGCCAAUAUUGAAACUUAUCUACUGGAGAAAUCGCGUGCAAUUCGUCAAGCCAAAGAAGAGCGAACCUUCCACAUCUUCUAUUACUUACUGUCAGGGGCAGGGGAGCACCUGAAGACUGAUCUGCUGUUGGAGCCUUACAACAAGUACCGUUUCCUUUCCAAUGGGCAUGUUACAAUCCCAGGUCAGCAAGAUAAAGAUAUGUUUCAGGAGACCAUGGAGGCAAUGAAGAUCAUGGGCAUCCCAGAUGACGAGCAAAUGGGUUUGCUAAAGGUUAUCUCAGGUGUUCUUCAGCUUGGCAACAUAGCCUUCAAGAAAGAGCGCAACACAGACCAAGCUUCUAUGCCAGACAAUACAGCUGCUCAGAAGGUGUCCCACCUUUUGGGUAUCAAUGUGACAGACUUCACUAGAGGAAUUCUCACUCCUCGCAUCAAAGUGGGACGAGAUUAUGUCCAGAAAGCUCAGACCAAAGAACAGGCUGACUUUGCCAUUGAGGCUCUGGCCAAAGCCACUUAUGAGCGCAUGUUCCGUUGGCUGGUGAUGCGCAUCAACAAAGCGCUGGAUAAGACAAAGAGGCAGGGGGCAUCCUUCAUAGGAAUCCUUGACAUUGCUGGCUUUGAGAUUUUUGAACUGAACUCAUUUGAGCAGCUGUGUAUCAACUACACAAACGAAAAGUUGCAGCAGCUCUUUAACCACACCAUGUUCAUUCUGGAGCAAGAGGAGUACCAGCGAGAGGGCAUAGAAUGGAACUUCAUUGACUUUGGCCUGGAUCUGCAGCCUUGUAUUGACCUCAUAGAGAAACCGGCUGGUCCCCCUGGCAUAUUGGCACUGUUGGAUGAAGAGUGUUGGUUCCCAAAAGCGACAGACAAAAGCUUUGUGGAAAAGGUGAUGCAGGAGCAGGGCAGCCACCCUAAGUUCCAGAAGCCGAAACAGCUGAAAGACAAAGCUGACUUCUGCAUCAUUCAUUAUGCUGGCAAGGUGGAUUACAAAGCAGAUGAGUGGCUGAUGAAAAACAUGGAUCCUCUGAAUGAUAAUAUUGCUACUCUUCUCCACCAGUCCUCGGAUAAGUUUGUGUCCGAGCUAUGGAAAGAUGUUGAUCGUAUAGUUGGGCUGGAUCAGGUGGCCGGCAUGUCAGAAUCAGCAUUGCCAGGGGCCUUUAAAACCAGGAAGGGUAUGUUCCGAACAGUGGGACAGCUCUACAAAGAACAGUUGGCCAAAUUGAUGGCUACCCUGCGGAACACCAACCCCAACUUUGUCCGUUGUAUCAUCCCCAACCACGAGAAGAAGGCUGGCAAACUGGAUCCCCACUUAGUCCUGGAUCAGCUGCGCUGCAAUGGUGUGCUGGAAGGAAUCCGUAUCUGCCGCCAGGGCUUCCCAAACAGAGUCGUCUUCCAGGAGUUCAGGCAAAGAUAUGAAAUCCUGACUCCAAAUUCAAUUCCCAAAGGAUUCAUGGAUGGAAAGCAGGCCUGCGUGCUGAUGAUCAAGGCAUUGGAGCUGGAUCCAAACCUUUACCGGAUUGGACAGAGUAAAGUAUUUUUCAGAGCUGGAGUCCUUGCUCACCUGGAGGAAGAAAGAGAUCUGAAGAUCACAGAUGUCAUUAUUGGGUUCCAAGCGUGCUGUAGAGGCUACCUGGCCAGAAAGGCCUUUGCUAAACGUCAGCAACAGCUAACUGCAAUGAAGGUACUUCAGAGGAACUGUGCUGCCUACCUGAAGCUACGCAACUGGCAGUGGUGGAGGCUGUUUACCAAGGUGAAACCCCUCCUGCAGGUCAGCAGGCAGGAAGAGGAGAUGAUGGCCAAGGAAGAAGAGCUGGUGAAGGUCAAGGAGAAACAGUUGGCUGCAGAAAACAGACUGAGUGAGAUGGAAACCCUCCAAACACAGCUAAUGGCAGAGAAGAUGCAGCUGCAGGAGCAGUUGCAGGCAGAAACUGAACUCUGUGCUGAGGCUGAGGAGAUAAGAGCCCGCCUAACUGCCAAGAAACAAGAGCUGGAGGACAUCUGUCAUGAUCUGGAGGCCAGGGUGGAGGAAGAGGAAGAACGGUGUCAACAUCUGCAGAUUGAGAAGAAGAAAAUGCAACAGAACAUUCAGGAACUGGAGGAGCAACUGGAGGAGGAAGAGAGUGCAAGGCAGAAGCUGCAGCUGGAGAAAGUGACCACUGAGGCCAAGGUGAAGAAAUUAGAAGAAGAUCUGAUCGUUCUGGAAGAUCACAAUCUCAAACUGGGCAAGGAGAAGAAACUCUUGGAAGAUAGAAUAUCUGAAUUCACAACCAACUUGACAGAGGAAGAGGAGAAGUCUAAAAGUCUGGCUAAACUUAAGAACAAGCAUGAAGCCAUGAUCACAGACCUGGAAGAGCGCCUGCGUCGUGAAGAAAAGCAGCGGCAGGAGUUGGAGAAGACCCGGAGAAAGCUUGAAGGAGACUCUGGUGAUUUGCAUGACCAGAUUGCUGAGCUGCAGGCUCAGAUCGCAGAACUAAAAAUGCAGCUGGCCAAGAAGGAAGAGGAGUUACAAGCAGCUCUGGCUAGGGUAGAAGAGGAGUCAUCCCAGAAGAACAUGGCCCUGAAGAAGAUCCGUGAGCUGGAAUCACAGAUCACUGAACUGCAAGAAGAUCUGGAGUCUGAGCGAGCAGCCAGGAACAAAGCAGAGAAGCAGAAGCGGGAUCUAGGGGAGGAGCUGGAGGCAUUGAAAACUGAGUUAGAGGACACACUAGACUCAACAGCUGCACAGCAAGAACUCAGAUCUAAACGGGAACAGGAGGUAACUCUUCUGAAGAAGACCCUGGACGAUGAGGCAAAGACCCAUGAGGCACAAAUCCAGGAGAUGAGGCAGAAACAUGCACAGGCUGUGGAGGAGUUGGCAGAGCAGCUAGAACAAACCAAGCGGGUAAAAGCGAACCUUGAAAAAGCAAAGCAGACUCUCGAGAGUGACCGUGCCGAGCUAUCCAAUGAAGUGAAAGUGCUUCUCCAGGGCAAAGGGGACUCUGAGCACAAGCGGAAAAAAGUAGAGACCCAGCUUCAAGAGCUGCAGGUGAAAUUUGCAGAGGGCGAGAGAGUACGGACAGAGCUGGCUGAGAAGGUCAACAAACUGCAGGUUGAACUGGACAACGUGACAGGCCUUCUGAACCAGUCGGACAGCAAGUCAAUCAAAUUAGCAAAAGAUUUCUCUACUCUGGAGUCACAGCUUCAGGAUACACAAGAGCUGUUGCAGGAAGAGACUCGCCAGAAACUGAGCCUCAGCACCAAGCUGAAACAGAUGGAGGAUGAGAAGAACAGCAUCAAAGAGCAGCUAGAAGAGGAAGAGGAGGCAAAGAUCAAUCUGGAGAAACAGAUUUCAGCCCUUCACCAACAGAUAGCAGACAUGAAGAAGAAGGUGGAUGAUGGCCUGGGCUGCUUAGAGAUGGUGGAAGAAGCCAAGAAGAAGCUGCAGAAGGACUUGGAAGCUAUGAGCCAGCAUUAUGAGGAGAAGGCAACUGCUUUUGACAAGCUGGAAAAAACAAAGACUCGGCUGCAGCAAGAGCUGGAUGACCUCACUGUGGACCUUGAUCACCAACGGCAAAUAGUCUCCAACCUGGAGAAGAAACAGAAGAAGUUUGAUCAGCUGUUGGCAGAGGAGAAAAACAUCUCCGCCAAGUAUGCAGAAGAGCGGGACCGUGCUGAAGCAGAAGCACGUGAAAAAGAGACCAAAGCCCUCUCUCUGGCUAGAGCCUUGGAAGAAGCCAUGGAGCAGAAGGCAGAGCUGGAACGACUCAAUAAGCAAUUCCGCACAGAGAUGGAGGACCUGAUGAGUUCCAAGGACGAUGUUGGCAAGAGUGUUCAUGAACUGGAGAAGGCUAAGCGAGCCUUGGAACAGCAGGUGGAGGAGAUGAAGACUCAGCUGGAAGAGCUGGAGGAUGAGCUACAGGCCACAGAAGAUGCCAAGCUGCGGCUAGAAGUGAACCAGCAGGCCAUGAAAGCACAGUUCGAGCGUGACCUUCAGGGCCGUGAUGAACAGAAUGAAGAGAAGAGGAAACAGCUGAUCAGACAGGUGCGGGAAAUGGAGGUGGAGCUAGAAGAUGAGAGGAAGCAGCGCUCCAUAGCUGUGGCUGCCAGGAAAAAGCUAGAGAUGGACCUAAAGGAUCUGGAGGGCCAGAUAGACUCUGCCAACAAGAACCGUGAUGAAGCCAUCAAACAGCUCCGCAAAGUUCAGGCACAAAUGAAGGAUUGUAUGCGGGAGCUGGAUGACACACGUACCUCUAGAGAAGAGAUUUUGGCACAGGCCAAAGAGAAUGAGAAGAAGAUGAAGAAUAUGGAGGCCGAGAUGAUCCACAUGCAAGAGGAACUUGCAGCUGCUGAACGUGCCAAGCGCCAAGCCCAGCAAGAGAGGGAUGAGCUGGCUGAUGAGAUUGCCAAUAGCAGUGGCAAAGGAGCUCUGGCCAUGGAGGAGAAGCGACGCCUGGAGGCCCGCAUAGCUCAGCUGGAAGAAGAGUUGGAGGAGGAGCAGGGCAACACUGAAAUGGUCAAUGACCGGCUCAAGAAAGCAAAUCUCCAGGUCGACCAGAUAAAUGCUGACUUGAAUGCUGAGCGCAGCAAUGCCCAGAAGAAUGAGAAUGCGCGCCAACAGAUGGAGCGCCAGAACAAGGAACUUAAGGUCAAGCUGCAGGAAAUGGAAGGCAUUAUGAAGUCCAAGUACAAGUCCAACAUCACGGCUUUGGAAGCAAAGAUAGCCCAGCUGGAAGAGCAGCUGGACUCGGAGACCAAGGAGCGCCAGGCUGCCAGCAAGCAGGUGCGCCGUACCGAGAAGAAGCUGAAGGAUAUAUUGCUGCAGGUGGAUGAUGAGAGACGCAAUGCUGAGCAGUUCAAGGAUCAGGUAGAUAAGUCCCACGUACGCUUGAAGCAGCUGAAGCGCCAGCUUGAGGAAGCAGAGGAAGAGGCCCAGCGAGCCAAUGCAGCCCGCAGGAAGCUGCAGCGUGAGCUGGAAGAUGCCACUGAAACGGCUGAUGCAAUGAACAGAGAGGUCAGCUCCCUCAAAAGCAAACUCAGGCGCGGGGACCUGCCCUUCGUUGUGCCACGUCGAAUGGGCAGGAAGGGUACAGGAGAAUGCUCCGAUGAAGAAGUGGACGGCAAGGCAGAUGCCGGUGAUGCCAAAGCUACUGAAUAAGUCUUCUCCUUUGACCCAGGUUACACAUGGAGUGACCCACCCACCCUCCCCUCUCCCAGUGGACUUCCUGCAAAUCCCCUCCUCCUAAAAUCUGCCAGGGAAUGCAAAGCUCUUCCAGAAAGGGCUCUGUCCCUGGAGCCAUUGGGCACCUGUAUUCCUCAUUUCCUCCUCUUUCCAGCUUCCAAAUCCUCUUUGUAUUUAAUGCCAAAGAGUCGGGGCUCUGAAAUCUGACCAGCGGUUUGGCAACUACAAAUACCCAUAGAACUGUCUGUGCCAUAGCUGCUGAUGAAUCCUUACAUGGUUGGAGGGAGAGGGGGUUAGGGUAAGAUAAUUUUGCUGUAAAUCUAUGUUUUCUUUGGAUCCCAAUCCUUGUAGAUGCAGGGAAAGUUCCUUCCCCUCUGCUCUCCCUCUUUGCUUUUGGCAAUCAUGUUCAGUGACCUCAGACCUCUGCCUCUAACCUGCUCACUGAGAUGGCUGGGGAGCAUUUUCAGGAAAUAAGUGAGCUUUGGCCAUGGCAGUUCACCCUUUCUUCUUUCUAGAGCCCUACAUGCGCACAGAGGGGGAAAAGGGGGAAGCUCCUCUUGGGAACAGCCACCUGGGGGACUUGCCAAAGUGAUAUCUUUUUUUUUUUUUUUUUUUUUCCUUGUUCUUACUGUCUGGACAGAUCUCUGAAGUGCAAUGAUGUCCUUUUUUUAGUGUCUCUGCCUCAGUCUGAGUGGUUUUGUCUCUGGUAGUGUGGACCAAUAGUUAGUGACAGGCAGAAGAAGCAGAAGGCUCUCUUGUUUGUUUGAGAAUUUCUUGGGGACCAAAUAUAUUUAAUGGUAUCAGACUGAAUCUAGGAGAAUUUAAUGGCAGGGGGGGGGGGGGAAUCCUUUUUUUUUUUUUUUUUUUUUUUUUUGACAUGUCCAAGCCUCUUGUACUUGCUCUGUAACCCGGGGUUGGGGUUAGUUAUUCUGCACCAUUGACUAAGAGUAUAUUAAAAACCCGUUAAUCUGCACAGAUACAUGUAAAAGGCCUUUAUAUCUCACAUAAUAAGUAAUUAAGAAAAAAAUAAAGGUCUUUAUCACUGCCUUUCUAUUGGGACCGUGGUUAUAUAGAGAUAGUCUUUACUUUUCUACACUGUACACUGGUUGCUGGAUUUACCUGUAUUCUUAACCAUGUUGUAUAUGCUGCAUUUAGACUUACCUAUGAGCAAAGUAAAAAAUAUGAAGCUCCAUACUGUAUGCCUGAAAGCGCUCUAAAUGCAGGAGCCUCGCGUCCCAAUCGCUGUCACACAAAAUUUAAAAUCUUUUUUUUUAUAUAAUAAAAGUGCCUUAGCAUGUGCCUCAGCUGUGUGUCACCAUUACAGUCAGUACUGGUUUACUGGUGCUCCACUGAUGUUACCAAUAAAGAUUAUCCAUGUGCUGCAG
This is a messenger RNA of Alligator sinensis (Chinese alligator), 7450 nucleotides long. It is a transcript of the gene MYH9, whose product is annotated as myosin heavy chain 9. Gene Ontology annotation, molecular function: ATP binding; cytoskeletal motor activity; actin filament binding. The record is from RefSeq and is a predicted model, not a curated record. The transcript is spliced from 41 exons. The coding region runs from base 159 to 6041 and encodes 1960 amino acids. Lineage: Eukaryota; Metazoa; Chordata; Crocodylia; Alligatoridae. Gene Ontology annotation, cellular component: myosin complex.